This is a messenger RNA of Oryzias latipes (Japanese medaka), 2145 nucleotides long. It is a transcript of the gene spns3, whose product is annotated as SPNS lysolipid transporter 3, sphingosine-1-phosphate (putative). Gene Ontology annotation, biological process: transmembrane transport. Gene Ontology annotation, molecular function: transmembrane transporter activity. The record is from RefSeq and is a predicted model, not a curated record. NCBI's taxonomy places the organism in Eukaryota, Metazoa, Chordata, Actinopteri, Beloniformes, Adrianichthyidae. Gene Ontology annotation, cellular component: membrane.
UUGUCGUUAUCUUUGCGGUACUGUUGCCAUACCAUGAGAGGGCGGUGAAACCCCGCCUCCCAAAUCUACAAUUUAGGGAAAAUUCAACAAUUUAUGAAACGGUCUUCCAGACACGUUGAGCCACAGAAGCCCAAAUGUGCACUGAACAUCUCUGAAAACGCACAGCGGGAGCUGCUCACCAUGGAGCUAAACGGAUCAGUGGAGGCACCCAAGGAGAACCCAGCACCUCGCCGGAGCCUCAGCACCAGCCCGGGGCUUCAGUACGGCGCUCUUGUUAACAGUGUUACUUCACUCACAACACCUGAGUCCCAGAAUCCACCUAUUUCAAACAGACAGGCCUAUGUGACCAUGGCUGUUCUUUGCUACAUCAACCUACUCAACUACAUGGAGCGGUACACAAUAGCAGGUGUUCUUUUGAACAUCCAAACUUUCUUUAAAAUAAGGGACAGCACAGCAGCACUUCUGCAAACAGUUUUUAUCUGCAGUUUCUUACUCCUGGCACCUCUCUUCGGUUACCUUGGUGAUCGCUACAACCGCAAAUUCAUCAUGAUCGGUGGUUUGUGUGUGUGGCUCCUGACUGCAGCUGCCAGCUCUUUUGUCACAGAGUCGUAUUUCUGGCUCCUGGCUCUGCUGAGGGGUUUGGUUGGCAUUGGCGAGGCCAGCUACUCUACUAUUGCUCCCACAAUCAUAGGAGACCUCUUUACUGGGGGUAAGCGGAGCAUCAUGAUCUGUAUCUUCUACAUCUUCAUCCCUGUUGGAAGUGGUCUUGGAUACAUUGCAGGGGCAGGCAGUGCUUAUCUCACAGGUGACUGGCACUGGGCUCUUAGGAUCACUCCCAUCAUGGGUGUAAUUGGACUCAUCAUGAUGAUCUUCUUGUGCCCCAACCCAGCCAGAGGUGCUGCAGAAACCAAUGGAGAAGGAGUCGUAGCACAGAGCUCCUACCUGGAAGACAUAAAGUACCUUCUAAAAAAUAAAAGCUAUGUGUGGUCAUCGCUGGGAGUGACAGCUCUGGCCUUCCUCACCGGAGCCCUGGCUUUCUGGGUUCCCACUUUCCUGUCCAGGGCUCGUGUCACACAGGGGCUCCACCAACCUUGCACUAAUGAGCCCUGCGACUCCACAGACAGUUACAUCUUUGGUGCUGUAACCGUGGCGACGGGCAUUCUCGGGGGUGCUGUAGGCACCACCCUGUCCAGGACGUUCAGGGAUAAGGUGCCAUACGCUGACCCGCUCAUCUGUGGAGUGGGCAUGCUGGGAUCAGUGCCAUGCAUUUUCAUCAUAAUCUUUGUGGCGGCCUCGAGCAUUCCGGCCACUUAUGUAUUCAUUUUUUGUGGUGAACUUCUGCUCUCUCUGAACUGGGCUGUCAUGGCUGAUAUUCUGCUGUAUGUUGUUGUACCAACCAGAAGAGCUACAGCUGAAGCCCUGCAGAUUUCUUUCGCUCAUCUCCUUGGAGAUGCCGGGAGCCCUUACCUGAUAGGAGUGAUAUCUGAUGCUGUAAGCUCAUCUAAACCUGAUGAUCUCAACUGGAGCUUCCACAGCUUGAAGGUCAGCCUCCUGGUGUGUCCUUUUAUUGGGAUCCUGGGUGGAGCUUUUUUCCUCUUUACCACCAAGUACAUCACAGAAGACAGUAAAGCAGUCCUGUGUUUGAUUGAAGAAGAGCAGCAUCAUCCCCCACCGGAACCCUCCAUAGAGUUGAGCAACAAGAUCACAACCUGAAGCAGGUGGAAGCAGCUGAUCAGUCCAAGCACAGGUUCAUAUAAACAUGGUAACUCCUGUAAAGCUGAAAGGGGGACAGAGUGUGGGAGCUCCUAUGACUAUAAAUGCUUCCCUUUUAAGGACAGUUGCUUUAAAAAAAAUGUCCAUGAAUCAAAUACUUUGGUUGUUUACCUGUGCUGUUUUUGUACUGUUUUGCCCACAAGCAGCUUUUUGCCAGUGAGCGUAGGACUCAAAACACCAGCACGCCUCUUCGCGCCUGUUUAUCAAUGCCUCACAAUCCAGUUUAGAUCAGCUGAUUGCAAGAUCACCUCCCAUCUGAAUGGUCCUGAGAAAAUACUUACUUGAAAAGAAAGUGUGAUUAUAUUUUUUUGGUAAAUGCAGUUUUUUUAAAUUAUUGUUGACUUUCCAAAUAAAUUGCUUCAAUUCCCUCUG